UGUUCGACGCAUGCGCAGUGGCCGGUACAGUUACCCGGCGGUCGGUCUCUCUUUUUCUCUGUCUCUCGCUCUUCCUCGCCUUCACUCUGACUCUUUCCUGACUGUGUCCCGCGGCAGAGGCCUCGUUUCUCUUCCGCUUCUUUUCCUGCUUCUUCUUCUUCCCUUCCGCAGCGCAUUAACCGCCUCGUGGCCGAGUCCCUCCUUCCCGAGAGGAGCCGGGUAGCGGCAACGACGAAGGGGCAAUGGCGGACACGGCGCAGAAUGGGCCCAUGCAGGGAGGCGCGGGCGGAGGCUCUGUGCAAUUUCUGAUGACUAAUAAGUUGGACACAGCAAUGUGGCUUUCUCGAAUAUUCACAGUUUACUGUUCAGCAUUAUUUGUCUUGCCUCUUCUAGGGUUGCAUGAAGCAGCUAGUUUUUAUCAACGUGCCUUGCUGGCAAACGCUCUUACCAGCGCCCUCCGACUUCACCAAAGGCUACCACACUUUCAGUUGAGCAGAGCAUUCUUGGCUCAGGCCUUGUUGGAGGACAGCUGCCAUUAUCUUUUGUAUUCCCUCAUCUUCGUUAAUUCCUAUCCUGUUACAAUGAGUAUUUUCCCUGUUUUGUUGUUUUCUUUGCUUCAUGCUGCUACCUACACAAAGAAGGUUCUUGAUGCUCGAGGUGCAAACAGUCUUGUAUUUCUAAGAAAUCUUUUGGACAAGUUAAAUGCUAAUCAGCAAAACAUCUUAAAAUUUAUAGCCUGCAACGAAAUCUUCUUGAUGCCAGCUACUGUAUUUAUGCUUUUCAGUGGGCAGGGAAGCUUGCUGCAGCCUUUCAUUUAUUACAGAUUUCUUACACUCCGUUAUUCCUCCCGCAGAAACCCUUAUUGCCGGACUCUAUUUACAGAACUGCGGAUUGUUGUUGAACAUGUCAUAAUGAAACCUUCCUGCCCUGUAUUUGUACGAAGACUCUGUGUCAGCAGCAUUUCCUUUAUAAGCAGAUUGGCACCAACAGUUGCAUAGCCAGCACUGGAAAUGUACUUCCGUGUGUCUAAUGAACAUUUUGGGCAGCUGGUCUUUCUGCUGGUGAUUUAUACAUUCAGGAUCUCAGUCAAGGUUGUAUGAAAAAUGUUGUUUUCUUCCAAGAACCUGUUCUGUGAGUUGUAUCCUAUGUGUCUUAAAAAAAAAACCCUCCAAGAAA
Messenger RNA from Anolis sagrei ordinatus, 1176 nucleotides. RefSeq names its product transmembrane protein 33 (gene TMEM33). Gene Ontology annotation, cellular component: membrane; endoplasmic reticulum. Lineage: Eukaryota; Metazoa; Chordata; Lepidosauria; Squamata; Anolidae. The record is from RefSeq and is a predicted model, not a curated record. Gene Ontology annotation, biological process: endoplasmic reticulum tubular network organization; membrane organization.